UACAGAUGCGAUUCCCAACCCCCUGAGCCACGGUCGCCCAAGUAAUAGUUUGACUACUAUGCAGUAGCAUCAGUAGUGUAUCAGUACUCUGAUGGCGGUGUGUGUCGGCGGCCUCGGCGUGACUGACAGCCAUUGACGUCUCUGUCAGCUCGCUGCCGUCUCCUCCCGUGUGAGAGCAGUAAUCACAGUUUAGGACACCUUCAUGUUAAAAUAUCUCCGUUUACCUCUGAAGUCGAGAUUGAAACCUCACUCAGACGCUCGCCGCCGUUUCAAAGCGGUGAUUUGGGUAAAUGACUAUAAUUAAUCCUCCGCCGCGGCGGUUUGAGGCCCCGCGGGGCCGGGCGUGCCGUUUGAUUGACAGCUCUAUUUUUAAGCCUUCCUGCUGACAACAGGACGUGGAGCAGGAGGGAACGGGGACGUUUGAUGGAUGAUGGACAGUUUGUCCUCAUUUCCUCUUCCUCCUGCCAUGAAGUCCACCUGACGGCACUGAUUGGAGGAAAGUUUCUCCUUGAGAAUCUGGACCAGGUUCUGGAGCUGAGCGGGGAAGUUAUUGAAACCAUUCUGACGGCAGAGCCACGAGGAUGCUGCGAGCGAUGGAGCUGGUCCGCUGUGGCGGACCCUGAAGGAAAGAAUAGAAUCUCUGAGUAGUGUUGCUGGAGGAGGCCGGAGCUGCACUCCCUGCAGGCUCACCUGCAGUGUGACUUGGAGGCUCAAACCACACCUGCUGCACCGCCCGCCCGACCCUCCAGUGUUCUCGCUGACAGCAGGAUGUUCCUCCCUCUGAUUGACUCCCUGAAAUAGUUUAAGGAUAUAAAUGUUUAUAAUAACAUCCAAAGUAUGUCAGUGUUUUUUUACACGCAGGCAGUCUCCCUUAUUACUAGAGUGUGUAUCCGGAAUGAGAUGACGCUACUGCGCAUGUCCACGCAAUCAGCUGCUGAGCGGAGAAGGCGGGGUUUGUGAGGUAGCAGGAAGCAUUAAUCACGCGUGUCUGUCUUCGCAGACCGGAAGUUUCUGUUAGCAUCAGGUCAACGGUAGCAGCCGCGCGCUCUCGUGUCGAACUUUAAACACGCCGCUCUGUGGUGGGUUAAGCUCCUCGUGGGCCUAAUUCACAGCUGUUUUACACGUGACUGAAGUUUGUGGACACACGCACACCUCUGAUGAUGUCAUCUUCCGAUGAACAGUUGUGUCGGAACAGCUCCAGCGACAUGACGUCAUCACCGCCAUCCCGCAAACGGAAACGUCAGAAGGCUCAGCAGCCAUGGGCUCCACCCAGUGACGGGACAGACGGGACCCCGAAGAAGAAGAAGAAGGAUGGAGCGAAGGAAACGGGACGUGGCGGCAUCAAGACCUCCUCACUCUUCAAACAUAACCCUGACAUCCCAGACAUCCACAGACCAGCCAUCGCUCAGCUGAAGGAGAAGAUUUUUACCUCCGACUCGUUUUCAGACCUCGACCUGCACCCUCACUUGGUGGCCACUCUGAACAAAGUCAUGAAUAUUUCUACACUCACCAGUGUACAGAAGCAGACGAUCCCAGCUCUCCUGGCGGGACGCGAUGCUGUGGUCCGCUCUCAGACAGGAUCAGGUAAAACUCUGUCCUACGCCGUCCCGCUGGUCCAGAGUCUUCAGUCGAUUCAGCCGAAGGUCAGCAGGUCAGAUGGUCCUCUGGCUCUCAUCAUCGUCCCCACCAGAGAGCUCGCCCAGCAGACCUUCCAGACCUUCCAGAAGCUUCUGAAGCCGUUUACCUGGAUCGUCCCAGGUGUCCUGAUGGGAGGAGAGAAGAGGAAAGCGGAGAAGGCCAGGAUCCGUAAAGGAAUCAACAUCCUGGUUUCGACUCCUGGACGUCUGGUGGACCAUAUCAAAAACACCCUGAGCAUCGCCUUCAGCGCCGUCCGCUGGCUGGUCCUGGACGAGGCCGAUCGGACGUUGGACCUCGGCUUUGAGAAGGACCUGACGGUCAUAUUAAACAGCCUGAACUCUGCGGGACCAGCCCGACAGAACGUGCUGCUCUCUGCGACGCUCACAAAUGGUGUGACGCGGUUAGCAGACGUGUGUUUAAACGACCCGGUCAGCAUCCACGUGUCUGGCGCUCCCUGCUCUGACCUCACCACCACCUCCGCUGUAACAUGUGACCCCGAAGGAGCCAGCCAAUCAGAGAGCUUUGCUGUGCCUGAGGCUCUGAAGCAGUUUGUGGUGGUGGUUCCCAGUAAGGUCAGACUGGUCUGCCUGGCUGCUUUCAUACUGGACAAAUGCAAGUUUUCUCAGAACGACAAACUCAUCGUCUUCAUCUCGAGCUGCGAGGCCGUCGAGUUCCUUCACUCUCUCUUCACCGCUGUGCUCUCCAGGCCCUCAGCCAAUCGCAAACCUCCGCUGAGGUUCCUGCGUCUCCAUGGCAACAUGAAGCAGGAGGACCGCACGGAGGCCUUCCAGCAGUUUUCGGCGUCACAGUCGGGAGUGCUGCUCUGUACGGACGUGGCAGCCAGGGGCUUGGACCUGCCCCAGGUCACCUGGAUUAUUCAGUACACUCCUCCCACCGCAGCGGCCGAGUACGUUCACCGCGUCGGACGUACAGCUCGGAUUGGAGCGCGAGGAAGCAGCCUCCUCUUCCUCACCCCCGCUGAGACCGCCUUCAUCACUGAGCUGGCCAAUCACAACAUCAGCCUAUCAGAGAUGAAGCUGCAGGACAUCCUGUCCAGUCUGAUGUUCGAUGAUGUCUACAAGGGGCGGGGCAAGUACCAUAGCAAGAGUUCGUCCAAAGCUCUGGAGCAGGAAGUCCGCGAGCGAGCGACCGUCCUUCAGACUGAGUUUGAGAACUUUGUCCACGCGGACGCUCGGUCGCUACAGGCUGCCAAGAAAGCACUGCAGUCCUUCCUGCGAGCGUACACCACCUACCCUGCUCACCUCAAACACAUCUUCCACAUCCGCUCGCUCCACCUGGGCCACGCCGCCAAGAGCUUUGGCCUCAGAGACGCUCCGCAGGGUCUGACUGCCGCCGCCGGUCCCGGGGCCUCCGGGAGCCACAGGAAGAACCAGAACCAGGCCCGGAAGCAGACCGGGAGUCCGACCAAGAACCAGAACCAGAAGAAGCUGACUGGAAAGAAGAGGUUUGGUCAGAGGGAGGUCCGGCUGAUCUGCUCAGAGUUCUCCAGCGGGCUGGAGAGUAGAGACGCCAAGAAGAAGAAGAAGAAGGAGGAGGAGGAGUGAUGAAGAAGAGUCUGAUGUUGAGCAGCUGAGGCGAUGGUCAAUAUAUGAAAGAUGUGAUUGAUGCUGACGUGUGAGCGAGCUCCUCCUCCUGCCUUGGCUGGUUGGCCGGUGCACUCGUCGGUCUGUGACGAGAUUUUUGAGUUUCAGACGGUCGCAGAAUAACGACCAUCGGACCGCUCCACCCUCACCACUUCACGCACGUUUCUGUCGCUCCGAGCUGCGAGUUUGAAACCCGAGUGCUGCUCGUGGACACGCCCCCGACUCCCCGCCCUGUUCCUGACUGUGCACCUGUGUCAUUUGUCCUUAGGGGCCACCGUACUGCAUCCCCAACAUGAACCCGUGCUAAUAAAAGCAGAUGUUUGUGUGCAGA
This is a messenger RNA of Maylandia zebra (zebra mbuna), 3573 nucleotides long. RefSeq names its product DEAD (Asp-Glu-Ala-Asp) box polypeptide 31 (gene ddx31). Gene Ontology annotation, molecular function: ATP binding; RNA helicase activity; nucleic acid binding. Lineage: Eukaryota; Metazoa; Chordata; Actinopteri; Cichliformes; Cichlidae. The record is from RefSeq and is a predicted model, not a curated record.